This is a messenger RNA of Suillus clintonianus, 3845 nucleotides long. RefSeq lists its product as uncharacterized. The transcript is spliced from 15 exons. The record is from RefSeq and is a predicted model, not a curated record. Lineage: Eukaryota; Fungi; Basidiomycota; Agaricomycetes; Boletales; Suillaceae. Gene Ontology annotation, molecular function: ATP-dependent chromatin remodeler activity; ATP binding. Bases 110 to 3694 code for a protein of 1194 amino acids.
GUCACAGUCUAAAUUAAUUAUCGUCACCGGCGCUGCGGCUACAGCAAAUUCGCAGCAAUCGUUCCACUCGACCGUCACCAUCUCCUCUGGCUGAGGACAGCCUGCACGUAUGGACAGAGAGAGGUCUUGUCUAUUGUGCUGUCAGACAUGCGUAGGAAAUGGUGUGGGCAACGAGCACGACAAAUCAAACCCCUUUGGCCUCGAUAAUCUGCUAUCUGCGGGAACUAUCAGUGUAGAUGUUCAAGACAGUCAUCUGCACUGCGCUCAUAUACACGCAAGUGACACCUGGCAUCCAAUACCAACACGCCAGCUGUCUGUUUAUGCAGAGGAUGAUGUAUUCUGCAAGAUCUCUUUCCUGACUGAACAUCAAUUCCUGCGCGCUACCUGUUGCCUUGGAACGAAUCAACGCGUGUUAUAUAUCCGCAUAUAUCUCGUACCCACCGAUUUGCCAAUUGUGCGAGCGAGCCUACGACAUCGCAGUGAAGCUGUCUUGAAAGAGGGUCACCGCCACCUGCAGUCGUUACUACCCUCGAUUGUGCAGGACCAGCGUUCCUGGAAUGCAGAUGAACUCCCCCCAAUCAGUCAACCUCAAACUUAUUUCUUGCCAAGGGAUAUUGAUAAUCGCACGAUGGCGGAGAUCUAUAGCGACCUACCAUCAUUGGUCUCAUCAAGGUUUGAUGUAGGACAAGAAAUCAGGGGCCUUCGCAGUGAUUUGUAUGAGUACCAGAGACAGUCCGUGGCCGUGAUGAUCGAGAAGGAGCUGAGCAAGCAGCCUGUUCAAGACCCCUUAUACAUUCCAAUCUCAAGCAUAGAUGGCGAACGCUUUUACUUCCAGCCUCCAACCCUUACCGUUUCGCGUGAAUGUCCAACAGUUGCUCGUUGUAAGGGCGGGAUUUUAUGCGAAGAACUAGGCACGGGAAAGACGGUGAUGAUCUUGGGCUUGAUCCUUGCGACUGUCGAUCAACUAUCUCAGCCAGAAGAAUCUCUAUUGGACUACCGCCCUGUUAUGUCUCCUUUGGCCUAUCGCACCUUCCCCGCAGAUGAGUACCGAAAUGCUCGAAAAAGGGCUGGCGUGCAUAAAAGUUUAGCAUCUGAUGCGACACGCGUUCCAUCUCUUGUUGAACUUCUUCUUCACCGCAUAAGGACGUGGGGUGACAUGGUGGACAUUCGAUCACACGAAGAACAACUGGAGGCAUCCAACCUCUCGCAGCUCCUUCAAGCCAACACGCCAUUUUAUCACCACUACCCUGUCAAAUCACCCAUGUAUGCUCUUGGCCCUUCUCGCACAAGAGAUCGAAUCUCGGAAUAUCCCCGAGUGAUGCACCUUACGACAGCAACACUCGUUGUUGUGCCCAUCAAUCUGCUUGGACAGUGGGAUAGGGAAAUCUUGAAACAUUGUCAAAGCACGUUGAGAUAUCUUGUCGUCCGAAACACAACGCAAAUACCAAGUGCGAGGGUGUUAGCGUCUGAUUAUGAUCUGAUCCUUAUGACGGACAGUCGUUUUCGCAGAGAGUCGGUGAAGAACAAAGUUGCUCAGUUGCACAAACUCAAGCCCUGCACUUGCACUCCAUUUCCUGGCAGCCGCGUACCAAACUGUCGUUGUCCCAGCGACCCUGCUGUGUCGCCUCUCCUUCAAAUUCGCUGGAAGAGGCUGGUGAUCGAUGAAGGCCAUACCUCAGGGAACAUGGCCGCCACAUUAAAUUACUUCGUUCGCCAGUUAAGCAUCGAACGCAAAUGGAUUGUGACUGGAACGCCGACGUCGAAUAUAUUAGGGCUGAGCUUGGGGCGUAAGCAGGAUGACGACACAGAAAAUGACAUCGGGGUUGACAGUUCCUACUUGUUACCUAUACCUGCUACGAUGGAUUGCUCUGCGUCUGAUACCUCUUCGAUUUCGGAUGGCGGCACGGAGAACUUAGCCAGGGUAUGGGGGACGUAUGACUACGUCAACUUGCGAAAACUCGGGACAAUGAUCAGCGACUUCCUCGCAGUUCCCCAGUUCCAUUCUGAUCUCAAACUGUUCGGUAGCUACGUAUCUGCACCCCUUUGCGAUCGUCGUGGGCCUCGUGUAGGCGCAGUCAAAGUACUGAGUCAGGUCAUGGAGAUGGUCAUGGUUCGUCACAGGAUUGAGGAUAUCGAGGAGGAAGUCGUUCUACCACCCAUGCGGCAUGCACCCAUUUACAUGGAUCUUGAUGCCUACGCUGCGAAGUCUUACAAUGCAAUGCAAGCCAGUAUUGCGAUUAACGCCAUUGACUCUCAACGCGAAGAUCAGGAUUACAUAUUCCACCCCAGGAAUGCAAAAAAUCUUCAGAAUGCCAUGGACAACUUGUCACAAGGGAUGUUCUGGUCGGCGUCCGACAUCUUGUUUAACGUUGAUCAAAUACGUCACGAGGCUCCCCAAUUUCUGGCUCGUGCUAUCGCGGCCGAAGUACCUGAUCAUGACAUGGCGCUAUUGGAACAAGCACUAGCACAUGCAGAGGCAGCAGCGAAAGAUCCUUUGUGGCGUGCCAUGCAACUACAUGAAGAUGUCCCUUUCCGCGUUACGGGGAUGGAAGCAGCUGUAUUCGAAGCUUGGACACGGGGAAAGUUGAAGGACAGAUCUCGUACUCACGAUCUCAUGCAUGCGAACCGGCUAUGUGAUCUACGAGCUCUCAUUCGCAGCCGACCGUUGAUGAAUCUCGAUCGAUUGGUUGAGGAAGGCAAGUCAUUAGACAUGAGUGAACGAGCACGAUGCGUGAAGAAAUCUACACAAUUGCAUGAUGUUACGAACGCUGCGCAGAUGAAGAAGAUGGUAUCAGAGGUUGAAGACGAGUUGGAGGUCAUAAAGGAGAAAGACAAAGUAUAUCAAGCAGAGGAGGUACCUGAAGUAGACAUUGACGACUUCGUUCGCCGCAAGUUGAGGCAUCACAUUGCGCCUUCGCAAUCCCAUUUACUCAGCUCGUCGCCGUUGUCAGGAACAUGUGUCGGACCAUCUCUAUCCACCAAGCUGAACUUCAUCUUAUCCGAGGUCCUGCAGCAUUCAGAGAAGGAAAAAUACCUAAUAUUCUCUAAUUCGCCACUCACUCUUGCCCAUAUCGCAGAGGCACUUUCUUUGGUCGAGAUCAAGUACCUCCGAUAUACAACUGAUGUAUCUCUGCCACUGCGAGAGCAAUGCGUCAUGACUUUUGAGUCAUCUGAUACGUUCCGUGUUUUCUUGAUGGAGUUGAAGCUCGGCGCUCGUGGUUUGAACUUGAUCUCUGCUUCCCGAGUUAUCUUCUGUGAGCCUGUCUGGCACCCAGAUGUCGAGGCACAGGCCAUAAAGCGAGCGCACCGUAUCGGACAGACAAAACCAAUUACUGUGAAGACUCUCGUGAUCCGACACACUGCAGAAGAGGCAAUGGUCUCUAGACGUCAUCUUCUGAAGGGAUCUGGCAAAGUUCCGAGGAUGACUACUGACGUGGGGAUGCGCCACUUCAUGGAGAACCCUCGCUUCUUAGGUGUUCCAACAGAGCCAGAGCAUUCCUCUUCAUCGAUACAGAUUUCCUUGCUAACACAUACAGAGCCUCGAGCGCAGAACUUCACAUCCACCCACACCUCGGAGAAUUCGGCCACAUCGUCAGCCCCCCCAAAUCUCAGCGUCAUCGAUACCAAGAAUCAGUCAGACGAUAAAGCAGAUCGGCCUCUCAAACGACCUCGAACGAUUAGAUUCGCGGAUUGAUACGGAGGCUUAUGUCGUAUGCAGCCAAGACGCAGACAUGAUGUGUUGCGCUGUGGUUAUUGAUUUUUUUGUGCUUACAUCGUUAUUCUUCACAUCGGCCUUUUGAGCUUGACUCCGGGAAAUUCCAUUAAUUGCAUCGGUGGGUGAGACA